UAUCUGUGGGUCAAAGUUGAAAAUUCAAAAUAACUAUCGUAUUCCCUCCGUUCGCGAGAAUGGCUAAACAUCAUCCAGAUUUGAUCUUUUGUCGAAAACAAGCUGGUGUUGCUAUUGGAAGAUUGUGUGAGAAAUGUGAUGGAAAGUGUGUGAUCUGUGACUCGUAUGUGAGGCCUUGCACACUGGUGCGCAUCUGUGACGAGUGCAACUACGGGUCGUACCAGGGUCGCUGUGUCAUAUGUGGAGGUCCCGGGGUGUCUGACGCUUACUACUGCAAAGAGUGCACCAUCCAGGAGAAAGACGUUAGUCGCCUGCUCUCUCUCUCUCUCACUUAUAAAAGCGAGAUGGAUGCCCCAAGAUUGUGAACUUAGGCAGUUCAAAGACUGACCUUUUCUAUGAACGGAAGAAGUAUGGCUUCAAGAAGAGGUGAAGACAGGCCUGUUCAACGAGUGCUUUGCUUCUGUUUUUUUGUAUUAACGUUUUUACCUUUUUUUGUGUGAACAUGUUUUGACAAUACAAUAAAGCUUUAUUUUACAUUGCU
Messenger RNA from Salvelinus fontinalis (brook trout), 541 nucleotides. RefSeq names its product PHD finger-like domain-containing protein 5A. Gene Ontology annotation, biological process: mRNA splicing, via spliceosome. NCBI's taxonomy places the organism in Eukaryota, Metazoa, Chordata, Actinopteri, Salmoniformes, Salmonidae. The transcript is spliced from 4 exons. Gene Ontology annotation, cellular component: catalytic step 2 spliceosome; U12-type spliceosomal complex; precatalytic spliceosome. The record is from RefSeq and is a predicted model, not a curated record. The coding region runs from base 60 to 365 and encodes 101 amino acids.